Messenger RNA from Volvox carteri f. nagariensis, 864 nucleotides. RefSeq names its product serine/threonine protein kinase 9 (gene stpk9). Gene Ontology annotation, biological process: protein phosphorylation. The transcript is spliced from 6 exons. NCBI's taxonomy places the organism in Eukaryota, Viridiplantae, Chlorophyta, Chlorophyceae, Chlamydomonadales, Volvocaceae. Gene Ontology annotation, molecular function: protein kinase activity; ATP binding. The annotation marks the transcript as partial. The record is from RefSeq and is a predicted model, not a curated record.
GCCGUCAAAGUAAUUGCACGGGAUGAAUGUGCGGACUUUAACCUUGUUUCGCGAGAGGUUCACAGCCAUCGCCAGCUUGUUCACCCACAUGUCAUCCGGUUCAAGCGGCUGGGCUUAACACCGGACAGGCGAUUUCUGUACAUGAUUAUGGAAUAUGCCGACCGAGGGGAUCUUCUAGAAUAUCUGCGGAGACGAGGUCGCUUCCGGGAGCACGAGGCCCGCUGGUUCUUCCAGCAGCUUGUUUUCGGUCUGGACUACUGCCACCAGCGGGGGGUGGUCAACCGCGACCUCAAGCCCGAGAACCUGCUCCUGAAGCGCACCCCAGACGCCCGCCAGAUUGCGGACUUCGGCUUAUCCAAGGAGGGAGUCCACUCGCUGCCUAAGAGCAGGGUGGGCACCGUCACCUACAUGGCGCCCGAGGUGCUGAGGGCGGGCCCGUCGCGGCGGUACGACGGACACAAAGCGGAUAUCUGGUCUGCCGGCAUCGUACUGUACGUGAUGCUGUUUGCGCGGGCGCCCUUUGACGAUCCGCUCGCCACGAACGACAAGGCCCGGCGGGACGCGACGAUGCAGCAAAUCCUGCGUGGCGAAUGGUCCGCCCCGGCCUCCCUGCCCGUGACCCCCGAGUGCUUGGACUUGCUACGGGGCAUAUUGUCCGCAGACCCUGCCGCGCGCCUGUCCAUGACCCAGAUCAUGGGCCACUCCUGGUUCGCAGUGGGCCUCCCGCCCGCCGCGCUGACAAUGAACACCGUACUUGUACGACAACAGACUGCGCAGGCACCGCCGUACGAGCAGAGCGUGGAGGAGGUGAAUGCGGUGUUGGCGGAGGCGCAGCGCAAGGGGGCCCCCGCGGGACCUGGCGGC